Molecule: messenger RNA, 2307 nt
Organism: Miscanthus lutarioriparius
Lineage: Eukaryota; Viridiplantae; Streptophyta; Magnoliopsida; Poales; Poaceae
Source: the annotation of a GenBank genome assembly
AUGGCUACUAUUCAAGAUAUAGGACUCUCUGCGGCUAUCAACAUACUGGGUGCUGUAGUGUUCCUACUUGCAUUUGCUUUCCUUCGGUUGCAGCCAAUCAAUGAUAGGGUUUACUUCCCAAAAUGGUACCUCAAAGGCGCAAGAGAGAGUCCAAGUCAUGGGGGUACAUUUGUCCGGAAAUUUGUCAAUUUGGACAUGCGUUCAUACUUGAAAUUCUUAAGUUGGAUGGCUGCUGCUCUCAAAAUGCCUGAGGAUGAGUUGAUUAGCCAUUCAGGUCUGGAUUCAGCUGUGUAUCUGAGGAUUUACUUGGUCGGAAUUAAAAUAUUUGCUCCAAUCUCAGUUCUAGCUUUCAUUGUUCUUGUCCCUGUUAAUUGGACCAAUGAUACCCUGCAAUUCUCGAAGGUAGAGCACAGCAAUGUUGAUAAGCUCUCGAUAUCAAACAUACCAGUUGGAUCAAAAAGGUUUAUAGCCCACUUGGCAAUGGCUUAUGUUUUCACAUUUUGGACCUGCUAUGUACUAUUACGUGAGUAUGGAAUAGUUGCAAACAUGAGACUGCGAUUUCUUUCAUCAGAGAAACGCAGACCAGAUCAGUUCACGGUCCUUGCGCGGAAUAUACCGCCUGAUCCAGAUGAAUCAAUUAGUGAGCUUGUGGAACAUUUCUUUCUUGUGAAUCAUCCUGAUCACUAUCUGACGCAUCAGGUUGUUUACAAUGCAAAUAAGCUUGCUAAAUUGGUGAAAGAGAAAGCAAAGAUGCAGAAUUGGCUUGACUACUAUCAGCUGAAGUUUGAAAGAAAUGCAUCUAAAAGGCCUACUACUAAGACUGGUUUUCUUGGUUGUUUUGGUACGAAGGUGGAUGCUAUUGAAUACUACACAUCAGAAAUUGAGAGGAUAGAAAAUGAAGAAGCAGAAGAACGUGAAAAAAUUGUAAAGGAUCCCAAAUCAGUUGUCCCAGCAGCAUUUGUUUCCUUCCGAUCACGUUGGGGUGCAGCAGUUUGUGCUCAGACACAACAAACCAGUAAUCCAACUGUUUGGUUGACUGAAUGGGCUCCAGAACCUCGCGAUGUGUACUGGGAUAAUUUGUCUAUUCCAUUUGUCUCCCUUACAGUUCGAAGGCUGAUAGUUGCAGUGGCAUUCUUCUUCCUGAACUUCUUUUAUGUGAUCCCAAUAGCAUUUGUUCAGUCUCUUGCAAAUCUUGAAGGGAUCGAGAAGGCAGCUCCGUUUCUGAAGCCUCUGAUUGAAGAGCCCACUAUUAAAUCAUUCAUCCAAGGUUUCCUUCCGGGAAUUGCUCUGAAGAUAUUCCUUAUAUUGCUCCCUAGCAUAUUAAUGUUUAUGUCUAAGGUUGAAGGAUUGACCUCAAUAUCUUCACUGGAGAGAAGAUCUGCAUCCAAAUAUUAUAUCUUCAUAUUCUUCAAUGUGUUUCUGGCAAGCAUUAUUGCAGGAUCUGCUUUAGAGCAGCUAAAAAGCUAUAUUCAUCAGUCAGCAAAUGAAAUACCAAGGACAAUUGGUGAAGCAAUUCCAAUGAAGGCAACCUUUUUUAUAACAUAUACAAUGGUUGAUGGUUGGGCUGGGGUAGCUGGUGAAAUAUUAAGAUUGAAGCCACUAGUGAUCUUCCACUUGAAAAACUUUUUCUUGGUCAAGACUGAGAAAGACAGAGAAGAGGCAAUGGACCCUGGAAGUAUUGGCUUUGACUCAAGUGAACCUCAAAUUCAGCUAUAUUUCUUACUUGGUCUUGUCUAUGCGGCAGUGACACCAUUUUUGCUCCCUUUUGUAUUGAUAUUCUUUGGGUUUGCGUACGUUGUGUACCGCCACCAGAUAAUAAAUGUGUAUAAUCAAGAAUACGAGAGUGCAGCAGCAUUUUGGCCAAGUGUUCAUGGACGUAUAAUCACAGCAUUGAUUGUAUCACAGCUGCUUCUCCUUGGAUUACUUAGCACAAAAGGCGCUGGCCAGUCAACACCUGUGCUCCUUGUUCUUCCUGUAGUAACCUUUUAUUUCCACAAAUACUGCAAGAACCGCUAUGAACCAACUUUUGUAAAAUGCCCAUUGCAGGAGGCAAUGAAGAAGGAUACCCUAGAACGUGCCAGAGAGCCAGGAUUUGAUCUCAAAGGAUACCUAAUGAAUGCCUACAUCCACCCAGUGUUCAAAGGUGAUGAAGACGAUGAGAAGUUCUCAAUUACCGAUGAACCAGAAACAGAGCAAGUUCUGGUGGCAACCAAGCGGCAGUCCAGGCGGAACACCCCUGUGCCCAGUAAAUACAAUGGGUCGGAAUCACCUUCCCUUCCUGAUAUUGUAAAUGAUCAACGGCUAUAA